GGCUGUUGAGCUAACAUCUGCUUGCUGACACAUUUUCCACAUUCGCAGAAUGGAGCAUCUGUACUGGACUUUCAUUUGUUGCCUUCUACAGUUUGGUGUACAAGCUGGGAGGCCAGCAAAUUUUCUGAGGAGUUAUAUUAUUGGAGGACAGGAAGCAAUCCCACACAGUAAGCCUUAUAUGGCAUAUCUGAGAUUGGAAAAUGAGGACAGUGUACACUGUGGAGGCUUUCUGGUAGCACCUGACUGGAUAAUGACAGCGGCUCAUUGCAAGGAGCCAGGCAGGACCAUAACUGUAGUGCUGGGUGCUCACAACGUAGCACAGCGAGAGGCAUCACAGCAGACGUUUGGAGUGCAAAAGGUUUACGUCCACCCUGGUUAUAAUCAUGGAACAGAAUCUCCUAAUGACAUUAUGCUCUUGAAGUUGGAUAAAAAGGCGACUUUGAAUAAAUAUGUGGAGAUAAUUAAACUUCCCUUUUCCAGUUCUAAUGCAGAACCAGGACAAGUGUGUAAUGUUGCUGGAUGGGGCAUGACUGGUGACACCACAUUUCCUGACACCCUGUAUGAAGUUAAUGUAACUAUCGUGAGCAGGCAUUACUGUUUGAAAUAUUUUGAUGAAAAGAUCAUAAAAGGCAGUAUGAUUUGUGCUGGAGAAAAUGAAAAUGCAAAGGAUUCCUCACGGGGUGACUCUGGGGGACCACUUGUCUGCACUGGUGUUGCAGAAGGAAUUGUAUCUUUUGGCAAGGAGAACCCACCUGGAAUUUAUACACGAAUUUCAUCUUUCCAGUCAUGGUUCAACAACAUCAUGAAAGGAACCAAAAACUGAAGCAUCUUUAUGAAUUUCCUUGUCAGCCAGUCUGUAUUAUAUAUUACUACGCUCCCAGCUUUUUUUUUUUUUUUUUUGCUUAUGGUAGGAAUAAUACUGCUAAUACUGCCUGUUGUUUAACAGUAGUGAUACUAAAAGUAACAGUAACUGUAAAUUUAUUGAAGGUUUAUCUGCAAACUACCAGAUAGUAUUAAAUCUUCAAAAAAUAGUCAUAUUCAUUGAUGGUUUACUGCUGUGACUUUAAACCUGUACUAGUCUAAGAUUUAAAUCAGGCUCUGGUUUAAAGUCUCACUAUUAGAACAAAAUAGUGAACAUGAGAAAGACAGUAGCAACAGCCCCCCCCCCCAAGGAUCCCUUUGCAUGUUUAUAAAAUGCUCUACUGUUUAACAAGCUAUGCUGUUGUUUUCAGUAUUUAAACAACAGGCAGUCAUAUGAUGCCUGACAUUUUGUUUCAUGUACUGACCAUUCUUCAAAAGUUCAUUGUGUUGCACAGUUUCUAUUGAAUAACCAUUUUACAGCACUUUAGACAUACCUCUAAAUAACAGUAAAGCAACACUUUAUACUCCAUGGAAUGAGGAUUAUCUACCUAAUAGUUUUGAUGUAGAAGUUCUGAAGUUUCAAAACCCAAGGAGACAGGAUUUUACCCUGACUGCACCAACAAUGACCCUCAGCUUCAUAAACUAGCAUGAAUGUUGGUGGACAUGGACCAGCUGAAAGACGAAAGACUGAAGGGCCAAGGUGUCCAUGUCUUACUGUCCCUGCUUGGGUGGGGAGGUGAAGUGUGUGGGUGCAAGUCUCACUGCUACAGAACUGCCCCAAAUAGCAUCAGCUGGGAAACGCAGCUGGAUUGGAAGGUAAGAUUUGUAUCAGUCAUGGUAAGUCAGUAUCGCAGAGGUAAAUAUAAAUAAUGGUGAACUUGACCAAUCAGUUAACCUUAUUUUCUGUCUCAUCUCUUCCAUGCCCCCCUUUUUAAACCUAACCAACAGCCUCACAGUCUUACAUAACCACAAUGGAACUAUUCUUUGUACCUUUUUUGUUUUUAAUUAGUUCUUGGUCUGGAGCCCUGAGUAUCCUGUACUAUCCUUCACUCAUUCUAAGUGAUUGUUCACCACGUUAGUUUGCAUCCAGGUUUCAAAAUAAUUUCUACUUUCUCCAGGCUUAGCAUAAUUUAUCCUCUUCUGUAGUCCCGCUCCUUCAGCCUUGGUUUUGGUUUACUUCUCUUCCACAUUAACCUUCCCCCACUGUAAAAUAUAAAAUGGCUUGACCACAGAUGGUUAACACCACCUUCACAUGGACAUCCUGGACCCAAUCUGACUUACUUUUAACAAUGUCCAGAAUCCAGUCCUUUCUGGUAGAGCCUCACAGUAGCGGGCUGAACUGAUUAUUCUCCAAGACCUCAGUAAACUCCACACUUCCUCAGGGUUUCCUAGUUUCCAUCUGGUAGAUUCAGUUCUUCAAAGAGUAUAUCCUUCCUCCUAUGUUUUACUUUCUUAUUCUCCCUCCAAGUCUGUCAUCCUCUUUGCUUAUUGCCUUCAUGGGAGACAACACUGUGCAAAUCCAUUAGCAGUGCCCCUCCUUUAUUUACCUUAACUACCAGGACACGUCAGUUUGGAAAGACACCCUUCCUUCAUCCCUUCUUCAGUGAUUAUUUUUACCUCCUCUUUGACCUCACAUUUGAUCGUACUUCUCAACUGUUCAGAUUUUCACAGAAUGUCCAGAUAUUUGCCUCAUAUUUUUGGUGUGUUCCUCAUAUCAUUUACAGCUUUCUAGCAAAUCAGUUUGGAUUGAAUUGAUUAAAUACUACUAAAUAAUGACAGACCUAUGAGUAUAGACUUCAUUUCCUUCAGAAACUACAUAAUAAUAUAACACCUGUUCUAGCAAUGUUCUACGUUUAUAGAAGCAAUACUUAAAAUCUGUCCAUAUUAUUUUGGCCUUUCUUCCUCAUUAUUUCUGGCUUUGUCCAAAUUUCUUGUGCUGAGAGUUAUGCACUCAAUGCAGUCCUUUACAUAGAUCAUGGCUCAUUUUUCCACCAACUCCACUCUGCCUUUUACUAGUAACCUAUAGCACAGCAUCUUUAUGUCAGAACUCCUCUUCUCACUCGCCCAUGCUUCUGUGAUGCCAGAACUUCCACAUUUCCCUCCUGUAUCAUUGCUUCUAGAUCUCUCAUAUUUUUGUAGGUGGAGCUUCUUGUAUGGACAGGCUCAAGAUGGAGGUUAGGAUGCUGGACUUUAGUUGUUGAAAGUAAGUUUGUGAAAUGGAGUAGAAGCUGGAGCUUCCAAAGUGCCUGUGAUAUAAAUACAAAACUGUGUCAGAGGAAACUAUUUCAGCAGAUUUAUCCUACUGAAUUAAUAUGGUGGGAUUCAUCUGGAAAAUGCAAAAUAAGUCUGUACUAUGGUGGUUAAGAAAGUCUCUGCUGUCAAUGUAGUAGAGUUAUGAAGAGUGCUUUUUCCUUCAUAAAACUGAUUGUCUGCUAAGAAAUGCUUAUAUUGUGAAAUAUUCUGGUGUUUGGAGUCAAAAUAAGCACUAUGAGGUACAUGUCCAUAUAACCUCUGCUGAUAUUAUGAAUAUUGUAACUGCAAAUAAAGCCAUUACUGCAAAUCA
This is a messenger RNA of Protopterus annectens (West African lungfish), 3424 nucleotides long. Its product is annotated as mast cell protease 1A-like. The coding region runs from base 50 to 823 and encodes 257 amino acids. Gene Ontology annotation, biological process: proteolysis. Gene Ontology annotation, cellular component: intracellular membrane-bounded organelle; cytoplasm. The transcript is spliced from 5 exons. Gene Ontology annotation, molecular function: serine-type endopeptidase activity. The record is from RefSeq and is a predicted model, not a curated record. NCBI's taxonomy places the organism in Eukaryota, Metazoa, Chordata, Ceratodontiformes, Protopteridae.